AUGACCUCUCAGAAACAGAGUUUCCCGUCUUUUGCCUCGAUUUUUUCUGUUGUAUCGAUUAUAUUUUACUGCGCCGGUUUUCUGAGAAUUGAAUUGGAGCUGAACGAACAGAAGAAGAGAAUACAAGCCCUUGAAAGCAUCGAAGAGACUAAAUCACACGCCAACAUUCUUGACCUCGUAACAAAGAGCAAGGGAAGCACUCCUGGUAAGUUUUGACAAAAAAUACUUAAAAAUGCAAAUUUUCUUCGAGAUUUCAAUGCUAAAGACAUCUGCUAAACGAACCUGCUCGUUUAGUCAUUUUGAAACGACUGCCGAACAAAGAACCCAGCUCAACGAGGUCGAUACACUUAUUUCUAGUUUUGUAUUGACGUCAGGGGCACCCAACGAAAAUAUAGUUCAAAACCACUUAAACAUAGAAUUGUUGAACGUAUUUUAGUAUUUAAACGGUAGAUACAGGCAUAUUUUCAUCCCCUAAAACUUUUUCAUCUGUUCGGAUUUCCUAGCUGAAAGGGUAGUGAUCCAAAAAUUAUGGGGAUCAAAACUUACCUGUUCAAAAAUUUCAGCUAGUAAAGGGUCCCGAAAAUUCUAGGUGAUCUUUUUAGGGUAAAAAUCCGUUAAAAAUGGGCAAUUAUACCAGUUUUUAGAUGUUCGAAAAUCCCAAGAAAGGCAGGCAAGCAAGAAAUUUUACAACAAAUGUUCCGAAAAUUCUAGAUCUCAAAUCGUCUUCCGAACAGAUAUUUUCCAAAAAUCAACGUUGGGUGCCCCUGUUGACGUGAAUCGUUCACCCGCCGAGUCAAGAGAACUGAUAACCGCCGUCAAAGAUAUGUCUUCUCGUGAAGAUGACUUAUUUCUAUUUGUUGUUACUGCUGUAGUCGCAUAUAAGCGAUCGGAGCGCGCGGUUUGAUAGAUUCGAAUAAAUAAAGCAGUGUUAUUGACUGGAUCUUAGAUUAAAAUACGUCUUAAUUAUAUAGUUAUGAUAUUUACGGCGUCAGACACCUGACAUGAAUAACAGCGUGUUCCACUAAUCAAAGCCGUUAUUUUUAGGCUUGCCCACCGAGGCCACUCUAAGGGUAGGGGACAUAGACCUCGCUGAUGUGAUCUAUUUUCUAUCAUCACGAAAAAGUUCGAUUGGAUCAUCCGUAUGCCUUACCAAAUAGUUCUUUUAACCUGUUUUCUAUGUGAACGGCAGUAGCUAUCGUGUUACAUUUUGGACUUAACAAUAAAUCAAAAGUUAGAAACGUUCAGCUUGUGGACAAUACUAACCAAAGGGCGCGCGGCGGAGCCUCCAUUGCUAUAGGAGAUGGAAACCUGUAGAUGCGAGAACAUUUGGUUAUAAUGUGAGCGUACGACCGACCGACCACCCGUACGGACUGGCAGGAAGGGACUAAGUAGAUUCUACAGGGGAGGAGACGGGGAUCCCAGGAUUGCAGCUUGCGUUUGUCUUGGUGAAACGUUUACCAGUUCACCCAGAGGCAGCAGCUGGAGUUUUUCCAGUAAAGAUAUUGAAUUUCGUUUGUUUUACUUCCGAAAAAAAACGUAAAAAAUAUAGUUUUAAGCAUGUGCUUUUAGCUUGGUCACACUUUUAAAAUAUUUUCACACAAUUGUCCAUUCUGGGCCCGAUCGAAACAAAACAUAGUAAGGUUAUGGCGAACACAAGAGUCGGCCCAAUUUUUCUUCUAGUUCUUUUCUAUUUAUUAGGGAGCUUUAGCAUCCACGACGGCGACGGCAAAGAGAACGUCAAAAAAUAAACAAUAGGUUUACAAAAAAUAACAACUUUGCACGUGCAUCACUCUUUUUUUGUACACUUCUUUGUCGUCACUGCACGACUACGAAGUGAAAAACUGUGUGAAAAUGCCUAAUUGUACGUUUUACGGAGGCAACGACGAAUUUUUUCGUCCUCUUUCUAGACUUGAGUGCGUUCCCAAAGAAAACAAGCCCUGGAAAAUUCGCCUACAUUUGCCAUUUCCAGCUAAUUGGAAUAAACUCGACAAAUUUUGGAGAAAAACGAAUUCAUUUUAAAUGUGACGUUUUCGCUGCCGUCGCCUUCGUCGAUGCUAAAGCUCCAUAUUGACUCCAGAACUCGGAACCUGUAAAUUGGCUGCUACCAAAGAGUAUCGUGCAUUAAAAUGCUUUUAUCUUGAUAGGAGAGUUUUCAUUUUAGGUGUCUCUGUGGGAUAUUUGUUCUUUAUCAACCAGCCCUAACCUGAAAAGGAGGAUUCGUUUCAGUGGCUUAAAGUUUAUUAUAUUAAAGUUAAUUGUAAGAAUACAUAUAAACGGGGCCUUCGCUUUUAGUCCCGGCUAAAUCUAUUUAGUAAAAUCCAACUAGUGGUCUAUUAUCAAUGCUGCGUUCUGGUUGGUUGAGCUACUACUAGGCUAUAUGUUAUAGCACAUUAGUAGCGAAAAGCGCGGGCUUUUUGGCGGCAAAAAGAGAUUAAGUCUAGCUUUAACUAGCUAAAAUUUUUUUAUUCGCGAUAUUUGUGACCAACUAGUUCGAUUUUACUAAAACGAUUAUUCCUCUUGCCCUCAUCAUACUCAAACCUCAUGGCCUCUGAGUCAAUAGCCCAUUCGGCCUUCAGCCUCAUGGGCUAUUGACUCAUAGCCCAUUUGGGCUCGAGGAAUAAUUGUUAAAUAUUAUCUUUUAGCAGCAUUAUCAUCGCUGCUAGCAUCGCAGGACCCGGCAGGAAUAAAAAGCGAGUAUGUUUAGCGGAAAACUGCCUUGCGACGGUAAUUGACAGGGGCACCCAACGUUAAUUUUCGGAAAAUAUCUGUUCGGAAGACGAUUUGAGAUCUAGAAUUUUUCGGAACAUUUAUUGUAAAAUUUCUUGUUUGCCUACCACUCCUAGGAUUUUUGAACAACUAAAAAAAGGUAUAAUUGCCCAUUUUUAACGGAUUUUUAUCCCAAAAAGGUCAUCUAGAAUUUUCGGAAGCCUUUUUUCUGGCUGAUAUUUUCGAAAAGGUAAGUGUUGAUCCCUAUAAUUUUCGGAUCACUAGACUUUCAGCUAGGAAAUCCGAACAGAUGAAAAAUUUUAAGGGGAUAAAAAUAUGUGAAUAUAUACCGUUUAACUACUAAAACAGGUUGAAUAACGCUAUGUUUAAGUGGUUUUGAACUAUGUUAUCGUUGAAAAAGAUUUCAACUGAACUGACCUUGAUACGCUUAUCAACACUCGCUGAAACUAGUUUCUCAACGCUGUUACAGCACCAAACCCAGCUAAAAAACACCAGGAACAUCAAGCGUGUAACAACAUGGUGAGUAAAAACGUUUUAUUGCUGAUCUUUAACCAAGACUAUCAGGUGGUAUACACUGGCCUACUAAAUGCGUAAGAAAAUCAAUUAUUUCUCAAUAUUAUAGUGCACUGAAAGGGAAGGUAACGCGAAGGAAAUUGGGAAAAAAUAAACGAUAUAGCUGUAAAUAAUUAUUGUCUAAGGCACUAACCUUAAACUAAAACCACCCCUUGACCAGUAAAUUGUUUGGUGCUUGACUUUCUUAGUUUUGCUGACCAUAAUGUGACGGAUUAAUUAUUGCUUUUUUUAGACCCUCAGUCCACCAAGCAACGAAGGAAAAGACGCUCUGCUGAUAAGAUCAAGAACAAGACGGACAGUAAAAACCUAGAAACAACAAUGCAAAAAAUUUUGUCAGAAUUGAAACAACAUCAUUCAUUAUCACAGAGUGGCACGUGUCUUCCAGGCCCUCCCGGACCACCAGGUCCGAGGGGAGAGAAAGGGUCCAGGGGCAAAAGAGGACAGAAAGGAGACCAAGGUAUUGUGGGGUCGCCUGGAAUGAGCGGCAAGCAGGGUAUCAUUGGACCAUCAGGUCCAAAAGGAGAUGUUGGAGUCAAGGGACGAAAAGGAGACAUGGGACCUGCAGGCAUGCCGGGAGGUAAAGGAGAACCUGGUGAAUCGAUUUCAGCUCCUGUUGUUGCUGUGUCUCCUAAAACGCUCACAGUUAACGAAGGUGGAUCAGCCUCGUUUCAGUGCUCAGUGAAUGGUAAUCCUAAACCUGUAAUAAAAUGGAGUAAACUGAAUAGUCUGUCACAAAUGAGUCCUUCAACGGUAUCAGGAGGAAAGCUGCUGUUAAAAAAUGUGGCAGGAAAUGACGCCGGAAAAUAUAACUGUUCAGCGGUCAACAUCUUAGGAAAGGCGCAUGCACUGGUACAACUUGUGGUAAAUGGUAAGUUUGUUGUGACUCGGGUGAUUGUAUUGAUAGAAAGUCGUCUUUUGUUAUUAAAAACUAAUUAACAUAUUACUCAAAAAUAUUUACACCCUUCUUUUUUUUCCGCAAAGGUUGCUGCAAAAGAGGCCUCAGACAAAUUUAAAUGCUGAUGACUUUUAAAAUCUUUUUCAUUUACUUAAAUGAAUGAUUGCUCUAAAAUACUAAAUACCUAAUAGAUACGUACCUUUUUUAGUUAGGAAAAAAAAAAGCCUGAUAAUUAGAAGUGCUCCACUUAUUCCGUGGGAUGCCUGUGGCACUCCCACGAUAAAAAUCCGGUUAGGUUGUACCCAAAAUUGCAAAGCCAGCCAAUAGGAUUGCCUAAAAUCUUUAUCGAUUAUCUCUUCUUCCAAGCCGACCAAUCAGAUUGUACAAACUCUGUAUCGAUUUUUAAUCGAUUUGCUUCCUCUGAAAAACGUUGAAAUCAGAACGUUCCUUGCCAAACUUGUCGCUGUUGAGUUUUCCCACUCGUCGUUUAGGAUGGCUUGUUAACCAACGAAAUCCUUCGGGAUACUGGCAAGUCACGAAAGGCGACCUAAGCCAAAUUAUUUCUUCCCUUCAUGAUUCUUUUUUGUUUAGGUCUAGCUUUUUCAUAAGGUUUUAGUAGCGUCUGGUUGCGGGCCACGAUUUCCGAUAGAUUUCUCUAUUCGGAGUUCGCCAGUUUUUGCCGAGCACAGCUAGAGUUCAGUUUUUUUUUCUUUUCAUAUCGAAAACACCUUGACGAUGGGAGGUUAAAUCGCCUAAAUUUUAACACGUACCCUUGACGAUUGGCGGUGAAAUUGCGAAAAUAUUGACCUCGAUCGACGACUCGCUUUCGGCAUGGAUUGGACUUCUGGAUGGGACAUGGAUCAGGACCUAAGUAAACUUAUUAUACCUUGGAAUCAGGGAUAAUCAUUGGAACUAUGUUAACUUUGAGACCUUGGAAACACAUUGCAAUUAAGGCCCAGUUCAGACGUCGUGUUUCUGCCGUGCCGAACUUAAUUGUAAUUUUGUUCGACUGUAGCACGGCAGGAAAACAACUUUGAUUCAGACGUCGUGCCAGAGUCGAACCAAAUUCAGGAUUUACUGAUGCUUCGUAACAAUUUUUCUCCCAACUCCCCGUGGGAACGCAAUCUCGCCAAAAUACAUUAAUAUAAUUUAUGAAUUUUGUUUAGCGCGGCAGAAGCACGACGUUUGAAUCGCUGCCGUGCCAGAGCCGUGUAGCACGGCAGCGCUUGUCGAACUUAAUUCAAAAGUUUGAUUCAGACGCCGUGCUUCUGCCGUGCUUUUGUCGAACUUAAUUCCUGAAUUUAGUUCGGCACGGCAGAAGCACAACGUCUGAACUGGGCCUAAGUUUUAACCGCAUCAAGAGCAUCUUGGAAUAUUAAACUUUCAUCUUGGAUUAAAACAUUGGAACGUUAUCGAACUUUGUAACCCUGAGUUCGACCCUGGAUAAAGCAAGCGGAUGUUUUGUUUUGUUUUGUCCCAUUAACCUAAAACUACAAUGUUUAUUUCUCUUUGAAAAAGUUACCUGUGGCAACUUACUACCAAGAUAUGACGUAUCUUUAUACAUAUAGCUCCUGUUCAGGUUAAUCAGAGAGCAUUAUGCGCAUGUUCUCCAUUACUUGUUCCGUUAACAUUCCAAUUCACACGGGUAAACCUUGUUUUGAUGCAAAAUAACUUCUUUUUCUUAUCCAAAUCGUGCUACGAAAAUAACUACAUAGCGAUGGAUCAAAACAAGAUCAACUCCAUCCUUGCGACCACUGACAACUAUAAAUUUAGCUUGCGUAGCUGAGGUGUCAAAAGGGGUAGGGGAUAGGGAGGAAGCAAAAAGGGGAUGUGGAUUGAGGAGAAAUAGUAGCCUGCCACGCAGGCUACUAUAAAUUCAGUCAUAAGCACAUUAAACCAACCCAUACAGGUAACUUACUCAUCGAUGCUCAUAACAUGACACAUCUUUCCGGUUUCCCUAAUUUUUCCAAAUUCAGAUAGAACGCCAUUAUGCUUCCACAGACCAACGCAUCCCACGGAAAUGACUUUAGGCGUCUUGUUGAGCUAACAAGCCAACCGGAACCGGAAGCUGCUUAUCUGUCACCGAGGUCAAGUGUUCGAACGAUCAAAAUUGAUAUAUUUUUCAGGCUUUCUUUUGCCAGCUGGGAAAGCUACGGCUAUUACCGUGAUGAUCGAUAUCGUCUUUUACAUUGUAUAAUCUCGCUUCUUUUGCUGAACCCUGCUUUCUUGGUGUCUUUUGGGGCAAUGAGCAUCUCAUUUUAUUCAUGUAAGACAAAUAAAAGAGGUGAAGUUCCUCUCAAAAUAUUAAGUGCAUAUUUCCGCAAUUUUCAGAACUUGUGUUGUCGAAGUAGGAACAGCCUUCGAGUCCCUAGUAUCACAGAAAACUUUCCGAGUUAAGCAUCGAGUGACGGUAAAUUUAGCAAACCAUGGUCUGAUUUUUUUCCUUUUCACAGAGAAGUCGAAAAAAAAUAUAAUAUAUUUCUUUAUUUACGGUCGUUUUGUUGUUGCUUGAGCACUUUUGUCUAGACUAUAGUCUAAACUAAUAAGGAAUUUUUUCAGUAUCGUUCAGAUUUCAUCACAUUUGAUGCUGAUUCUAGUUUCAAAUUUCACAAUUUAAGUAAUUUUCUUUGCAGUUCGGCCUCAGGUUUCCCUUCAUCCGGGACCUCAUCACGCUAUUGAAGGAAGUAGUUAUACUCUCCCAUCCUGUCACGUGACUGGGUAUCCCGCACCAGUGGUUUCAUGGAGAAAGUCAUCCGGUCCAUUACCCCAGGGACGGGUGAAGUACGACAACAGUACAUUACAAAUUCUACAUGUUCGUAAAGAUGACUCUGACCUCUACUUCUGUGUGGCAUCGAACCUGCUAGGACGCGUUGAAAAGAAAACUUUCUUAGUUGUUGUUUCUCCUCCACGAUUCUCUGUCAAACCACCUGCUAAAGUAAUCGCAGGGGUUGGUGGUAGUUUGAAGUUAAAUUGCAGCGCUACUGGUGAUCCACAGCCAGUCAUCAGCUGGAAAAAACAAGGAGGGCAACUGCCAGUUGUGCGGAGUCAGCAGAUCAAUGGUUCUUUGGUAAUACGAGGCAUAACAAUGAAUGAUAAAGGGAUUUACACUUGUGUUGCAGUAAAUGCAGGAGUGUUUAAGUCGGAGACUGUUACCUUCAUUGAAGUUAAGAAAGGUCUGUUACAAGUCAUUUCUAUAGUGUUAUCUACAGUGUUAGAGUUAAACACUGUUUGACAAAUAAUGCAAAAGCUAAAGAACAAUAACUGAAAAUAUCUUCCCGGUCACAUCGCAAGCGUCAUCAUUUCGACAUUUUCCAAAACAGCGGCUAAAGAGAAUAUGAAGGGAGGAUUACAAGGAUUUGAGAAAAAGUGAAAAGUUGUCAGUUGUUUAUAUUACAUAAUCAAAAUCAGCAUACAGUACAGAAACACUUGACAUGAAACACCUGCGAGAUCAUAGGUUGUAUCAUUUGCGAUAUGAUAACAUUUCUUUUUGUAAUUUAUAGUACUACUUUUUAUAAUUCUUGUACGUCCUCGAAAGAACCUAGCGUGCGAGCUCUCGGAAGUUAAUAGUUUACCAGCAAAAAAGAUAAUGUAACCCACAUUGAGAGGUUAAAUAACCACAAUGUUGGUGGUUCUCUGUACCUCGUUGCUCAAUUGUUAGACAGUUUUUUUUGCUUCAAUUGUGUCUUAUGAUAAACGUCCACACAGGAGCCAUAAUCGGGGUAGGAGACCGCAAACGCGGGGUUCGAAAUAAUCAAAUGUUCUAUUUUUAGAACAAAUUGCACUACCCUCAGGGACGUGUAAUUAGAAAAAAUAUUAUAUUAAAGUAUAUUUCUAGGAAAUUCUGCCGUUAGACGCUGGUUGAAGCCGGUGGAGCUGUAUUUAUCAUGAAUUCGAAGAGAUAUUUGAGGGAAAUUAGCCAUAAUUAUGUUGUCGUAGUUAACUUUUCGCCGUCCUUUUGGUCGCAAGUAUUUUUUUUGUUUCGUCUAAACAGAGAUAUUCUUACCUCAAAUUCAAAGGAGGCUAUGUUGACAGAAAUGGAAUUUAUUCAUCUCCUACGGAGAUAUUUUCUAACGCCAUUUUGUUUGUUUAUCCUUUGUGCGGCGCCGUCGCAAAAAAUGCGCGCGCGUCAUGGCUCAAUUUGUGCUAACAAAAGCACUUUUGACUAUUUCGGUGGAACCAACCCCAUCAGUGGACAAGGUAUCUCGUUACAGUCUCCUACCCCGAUUAUGGCUCCUGGUCCACUGAUGAAUAUAACUAUAGCAAAAGUUUUUGUUUUUUCUUCGAUUUUUUUCUGUAUAUUUUCAGGUGCUCUCACUUCAUCCAGUAUUCUUGGCAGCCUUGAUAGCAAGUACUGGGAUAAGUUGAAUUCAUAUUUAGACCCAGUCCUUCAGAGUCCAGGUCGCAGCAGGUUUGUGAGGUGUUGGCACGCCAAGACAAAUGGUUGGCUGGCAUCAACAUUCCACAGUAACUGUGAUGGAAAGGGUCCCACUGUAACCAUCGUCCAAGUCGGUAGUUACAUAUUUGGUGGAUACACUGACAAGUCUUGGGGUGGUGAGUAUCUGAUUUCAUAACAGACUUAAUCGGAAAAAUUAUAUAAUAGAAUGCACACUUAAUAAUUUGCCCUGCUAGCUUUGUGACUGGCACUUCUACUUUUGUAACUAGCAGUGAUACUUAAUAACCUUUCAUGUAAUGUGACAUUCAUUUGACUUCUUGUUUAUUAGUCCUGGUCCAAUCCUAGCAAGUAUCAGUUGUCUGUGUCGCACACAGUUCAUGUUAUAGGUAAUGUACAGUUCAUUGCAUAUGGUGUAGAGCUCUAUACUACAGAGUAUCUUUGAUGGAAAUGGUCCCACUGUAACUAUUGUUUUUGAAACAUCGUCACUUAAAGCCCCUCCACUGGUAGCCGGAUAUUUCGAAAACGGAGCUAUUCUGCCCGUUUAAAAAAAAAAACGCAUCCACACAUAGUGUAUAUAAAUCAUUCUAGCCCGUCCACACGGUAACGCUAAGACGAUGGUAGGAUAGAAUCCCUCACGGGGCAUGCGCUGUAUGACGUAUGACAUCAUCGUUUUAAAAGAAACCUCCGUUUUCUUCCGUCCACACGACAGCGAUACGCCGGCGUUUUUUUUACAAAAAUUCCACUUGGGACUGUUUUCGAAAACCUGCGUUUUUGGUGCCCGAACAAUGCUGUUACAGUGUGCUUGUGGACGAAAGGCUAAAACGGAGAAAAAAUCAGUUCGUUUUCAAAAACAUCCGGGUGGAUCUGGACAGGACCUAAGAGCAAGUAAGUAAAUAUUAAGUGUGGUUACACGUAACAACAUGGUGAAUGUUUAGCGUGGUAUAACUAAAGGUUAAAUUUCCACCACAUGUUGUUUGUAGGUUCAGGUAAUUUAGCAAAGAAUAGCUUUCUUGCCUUGGGUUGCAAAACUCCCUUGCCAAGUUAGUACCACGUUAAAAUGUUCCGGGCACUUUCUUUGUUCUUUUUGACGUAUCCAUGGAUAAUUUCCAUCUAGCAUUUUUUUCAAUAAAGAGACUCGGUUUUGAUAAACGUCUGCAGCCGGAAAAUCUUCUCUAGUUGGCGGCACUUUCAAUUUCUUCUUGAGGCAGUUUUCGAACAGAGGUACCACUGGCGGUGGCCUCUCUGCUUGCUUUCUUUCUGCCCAUUUUCUCAUGAGCUAUGUUGAAAAAAAAAAACUGUUCAGUUGUCACAAAAUUAUAAUAGUUUUGCAAUUAAAUAAUACGUUAUUAAUUGUUUUAAGUCUUUUAAAUCGUUGUUCAGAAAAAAAAGUGGACCUCCAUAGUCUGUGUUGGGGGGGGGGGGGGGCCCCAAAAAAGUGUGCUGCACGUGCAAAUUAAACCUAUUGACCUUAGCAUUACUUAUAACUAGCCCCGGGUAACUAGCGACUAUGAGCGAUUUGCGUGGGUGUUUGGCUCGUUUGAUAAGAUUACGCUGAGAUUUGCUAUGAAUAUGCUAUUUUGGUUUUGUCCGAGGAUGGCGCGUUUCACACACUUCUAUUAAGUCCCCCCCCCUCCCCGCGGUUUUUUUUAGGUCGUCGUUUUCUAGGUCAUCCUUUUCUGGGUCGUCGUUUUCUAGGUCAUCGUUUUCUAGACAACCUGAAAUUAAUGGCAUCUGCUCUACUUUAUCGACUGACAGAGCAUUUUCUUUCUUUCUAGAAUGACAUGCCUUUACUGCAAAAUAAGUUGAAGGAGCAAUUACAGCAGAAGAGGCUUUAAUGUGAACUUAUAAACUAAUAUUCUAGCUAAACCUCAAAGAACUCAGGGAGUGGGGAUUUUUACAGCGAGGGAAGGGCUAAUGCCGAUGGGAACAUACCAUUUCAAAAUUCUCUGGACCCUCCCCUUUCAGUUUUUAAAAGACAUUUUUGACGAAACAACAAGAAGCCCAGUCAAAACUCUGAGGGGCACUUAAUUUGAAUAAAAAAUUUAUUCCAACAUUCAUUCAUUUUAAUGUACUGUUAAAGAAAAGUUUUAAAAAAUCUUGAACAAAUCCAUUGACCUGAUGGGCAACCUUUCCCAAGAAAUAACUUGUAGAUAUCAUAUAGAUAAAGACUCCAUAGUAUCAAUGGCUUCCAACCAAAGUGCAUUUUCAUUUGCAACCUUAAUUAAAUUAUAUUACAAAGCAUAAGAUAAAUAAGCCUAAAUAAAUAAAUAAAUAAAUAUUAUUAAAUAAAUAGCAAUAUUGAUCCUUCUCCUCAAAUGUGAAACGUAAGUAUGGCGAUUUUUACACUGAGUCUACACUGUACAUGUAUUCAAUAAGGAACGUGAUAAUGUAUAUUGUCACCUAGCCUGGUGAUCUGGGGCCAUUCAAAGGAUGUUAUUCAGUAACAUCCACGUGAAAGGUCCUUUACCCCCGCGGAGUAAGAAGAGUCUUGAAACUUCAAAACAUCCUUUAAACGGAGACAGUCACAUCUUCUUGUUUGAAUCAAUCGAAGGAUGAUCGAAAAAGCAAGACAAGACCUCGAAACGAACAUCAGAUCAUCAGACAAAUCAGAGUAUACGAUCGAAGCAGAAGUAGACAUGAGUCACAGGUAAAUAUAUCCCACGAGGCGAGCCUUACGUUAUACGUUUUACGAAAUCCGACCGAAGAUUAAAGGGCCUUUCGACGGAUGUUAACGAUUGCUGACCGUUUAUAAAGAGAAGGAACAAAAUUGGCCCCAGAACAGUGCCCUGGGGGACACCGGAUAGUUCAGGUGCCCACUUGGACGAAGCACCAUUUACCACCACACGUUGCCUCCUACCAGUGAGAAAAGCCCGCAGCCAGUUGUUUAGUUUCCCAGAUAUACAGUAAAAUUUUGCCUUAAGGGGGAGCAUUUCGUGAUGAACAGUGUCAAAGGUCUUCCCAAAAUCGAGGAAGAUCUCAUCGACCUGCCCAUUGAUGUUAAGAACGCUUGCCCACUAACGAAGAUAUAACAUGCAUGGGUCUAUAUGAACCAAACACCACCAAAGUAGACGUCAAAAGAGUUAAGCAGUUUUUAUGUGACACUGACUUCUUAUCAAUAGCUAAACUUACAUUACUAGUGUCAAGACAAGUGAGUAGAAAAAAGAAAACUCGCAACAACUUAAUUUCAAUAUUUCCCGUAUCUUGAAUUGGCAACUAGCCCCGUAGGAGGUUUAUUUGACUUUAGUAAGUCUGAUUUUUCGUGUUGGUGGUAAAAAACAAACUCGAACUAAGAAUAUAUUUGUAGCUUGUGUUACUGCAAAAUGAAGACUGAUCUUGUAUUUUUUCUCUUUUUGCAUAUUAUAGCUUUCAUAUUUUAGCUGGGCAUUGUGAUUAUUUUUCUCUGGUCUUUAGUCGUUGAAGCCUUUGACCAAUAUUUUUAUGAACGUAUCUUGUAAUCUAAAUUUUACAUGUGUUUUCCACAGGUCCUCGUCGCUAUGUCUCAUCCAGUAAAUCGUUCCUGUUCUCGUUAUAUAACAUCAAUGGCUACGCUCCUGUUAAGGUGAACAUCAUGCCAGGUCAUCACAGUACCGCUAUUUACACAUGGUCCGGUUACGGACCAACCUUUGGUAGAGGACACGACCUGCACAUAUCCGGCAACGCUGGAAACAACAGCUAUCCCUACACCAACUGUGGCUGGUCCUACCCCCUCCCCCCUGGGUACUCUCCAUAUCACUCUUCCUGUCAAUUUUAUGCGGAUCCUACAAUUUCACUCCCACUGAUGUUGAAGUGUUUUACGAGAUAA
Messenger RNA from Porites evermanni, 12390 nucleotides. Lineage: Eukaryota; Metazoa; Cnidaria; Anthozoa; Scleractinia; Poritidae. The record is from the annotation of a GenBank genome assembly.